CUCACUUGUCUCAGGAAGAAGAGAAGGCUCCCAUGGAUCUGGUGGUGGUGCUGGGGCUCUUCCUCUCCUGUUUGCUUCUCCUUUCACUCUGGAAACAGAGCCAUGGGGGAGGGAAGCUUCCUCCUGGCCCCACUCCUUUGCCAAUUCUUGGAAAUAUUCUGCAGAUAGGUAUUAAAGACAUCAGUAAAUCCUUUACCAAACUGUCAGAAGUCCAUGGCCCCGUGUUCACUGUGUAUUUGGGCAUGAAGCCCACCGUGGUGAUAUAUGGAUACAAAGCAGUAAAGGAAGCCUUGGUUGAUCUGGGAGAGGAGUUUUCUGGAAGAAUCGUUUUCCCACUGACUGCAAAAGUUAAUAAAGGAUAUGGAAUCAUUUUCAGUAAUGGAAAGAGAUGGAAAGAGAUCCGGCGCUUCUCGCUCAUGACCCUGCGGAAUUUCGGGAUGGGGAAGAGGAGCAUUGAGGACCGAGUUCAAGAGGAGGCCCGCUGCCUGGUGGAGGAGCUGAGAAAAACCAACGGCUCUCCCUGUGAUCCCACCUUUCUCCUGGGUGCUGCUCCCUGCAACGUGAUCUGCUCUGUGAUUUUCCAGAACCGUUUUGAUUAUACAGACCAGAAUUUUCUUAACUUGAUGGGAAAGUUCAAUGAAAACUUCAAGAUUCUGAAUUCCCCCUGGGUACAGAUAUGCAAUACUUUCCCUAUUCUUAUUGAUUAUCUCCCGGGAAGUCAUAACAAAAUGCUUAGAAAUAAUAUUUAUAUAAGAAACUAUAUUUUGGAGAAAAUGAAAGAACACCAAGAAUCCCUGGACAUUAACAAUCCUCGAGACUUCACUGAUUGUUUCCUGAUCAAAAUGGAACAGGAAAAGCACAACCAACAGUCUGAAUUUACCAUUGAAAACCUGGUGACCACAGUGACUGAUGUGUUUGCAGCUGGAACAGAGUCAACAAGCACCACCCUGAGGUAUGGACUCCUGCUCCUGAUGAAGCACCCAGAGGUCACAGCUAAAGUGCAGGAAGAGAUUGAGCGUGUGAUUGGCAGACACCGGAUCCCUUGCAUGCAGGACAGGAGCCACAUGCCCUACACGGAUGCCACGGUGCACGAGAUCCAGAGAUACAUUAACCUUGUCCCCAACAACGUGCCCCGUGCAACAACUUGUAACGUUAAAUUCAGGAGCUACCUCAUUCCCAAGGGCACGGCCAUAUUAACAUCACUGACUUCUAUGCUGCAUGACGACAAAGAGUUCCCCAACCCAGACAGGUUUGACCCUGGCCACUUCCUGGACACCAGGGGCAACUUUAGGAAGAGUGACUACUUCAUGCCUUUCUCAACAGGAAAGCGAGUGUGUGUGGGAGAGGCCUUGGCCCGCAUGGAGCUGUUUUUAUUCCUGACUGCCAUUUUACAGAACUUUACCCCGAAGCCUCUGGUUGACCCAAAGGACAUUGACACCACCCCACUCUUCAGUGGGCUAGGUCGUGCGCCACCCUUGUACCAGCUCAGCUUCAUUCCUGCCUGAAGAAGGGCAGGCAUGUGGCUGCUGCUGAGCUGUCAUCUGCAGCUCCUCUCUUCCAGGCACCAUCUGAUUGCUUCCCCUAUCAUGGGUCCUUCUCUGACAUAUCCUCUGACGUUUCUUCAUUUCUCAUUAUCCAACCUCCAUUUGGGAGAAUUUUGGGGGGUCUGUUCACAAAUAUGUGUCUACUAUUCCUUAUAUUCUGUGACUCUUGGAAUGACCACCACAUCGGCUAAUUCCUAUCUAAUGCUGAGUUUUUUAUAUGUUAUUGCAGUAAAAUUGAGCAAGAUGAUUGGUAUUUGGCAAUUCAGAGUCAUUUCUUCUCUUUCUGUUCUAAACAGAAGCAUUAUUAAUUGUUGACUCAGUUCUCAGAUUUUUCUUUGUUUGUACUUAAUGUGAAUAACAAAUGAAAAAAAAAAUCAAAUUCCAAGAGUUCUUGCUGGCCCUUAGAAUGAUAGGCACAAAGAUGCCAAAAGUCUAAGAGGGGAGAGAGCUCUCUUGGCUGCCACCUAGAGGUGCUGGAGUUUGGAUGUGAAAGACAGAAGCUGUGUUCAGAACAGAUACAAGUUGUCAGGGGAAAUAUUGUGAGGAUCAGCCAUAAGGAAGUUUAAAUACUACAAUUCAUGACCUUCUCCAGUGUUACUGUAAUCACUAAAUAAAAUUUUUGGAAUAUUA
Lepus europaeus (European hare) is the source of this 2174-nucleotide messenger RNA. RefSeq names its product cytochrome P450 2C1. Gene Ontology annotation, molecular function: iron ion binding; oxidoreductase activity, acting on paired donors, with incorporation or reduction of molecular oxygen, reduced flavin or flavoprotein as one donor, and incorporation of one atom of oxygen; heme binding. The transcript is spliced from 9 exons. The coding region runs from base 33 to 1505 and encodes 490 amino acids. Gene Ontology annotation, biological process: xenobiotic metabolic process. Lineage: Eukaryota; Metazoa; Chordata; Mammalia; Lagomorpha; Leporidae. Gene Ontology annotation, cellular component: cytoplasm; intracellular membrane-bounded organelle. The record is from RefSeq and is a predicted model, not a curated record.